Messenger RNA from Phymastichus coffea, 836 nucleotides. It is a transcript of the gene MED31, whose product is annotated as mediator of RNA polymerase II transcription subunit 31. The record is from RefSeq and is a predicted model, not a curated record. NCBI's taxonomy places the organism in Eukaryota, Metazoa, Arthropoda, Insecta, Hymenoptera, Eulophidae. Gene Ontology annotation, molecular function: transcription coregulator activity. Gene Ontology annotation, cellular component: mediator complex; core mediator complex. The coding region runs from base 189 to 650 and encodes 153 amino acids. Gene Ontology annotation, biological process: regulation of transcription by RNA polymerase II. The transcript has 3 exons.
UCAUCAUAUGGUAGUUUACGUGCAGUCGUGUACAGUGUAAAUUGUUGACAAGUUGUUAAAGAAGUAUGCAGUUUUUUUGCCAAACAAUUGUCCAAAUUUAACCGUGACCUUUUGGACGUAGGGGUCAUUAGAUAGAACGCGCUUCUAUCGAUAGAAAACGUAUUUAAAGUAUUAAUAAAUUUAAUAUUAUGAAUCGGUUUGAUGAUUCUACUUUUCUGAGAGCAAGAAUGAAUGGAGUACCAGAGACUGAAGACCAGCAACGCAUGCGCUUUCAAAUUGAACUGGAAUUUGUGCAAUGUUUAGCAAAUCCUAACUAUCUCAAUUUCUUAGCUCAACGUGGUUACUUUAAGGACUCAAGCUUUAUCAAUUACCUUAAAUACUUGCUGUACUGGAAGGAACCAGAAUAUGCCAAAUACCUCAAAUAUCCUAUGUGCUUGUAUUUUCUGGAUUUGUUACAAUAUGAACACUUCCGCAGAGAAGUGGUAAAUUCACAAUGCACUAAAUUCAUUGACGAUCAACAAAUUCUUCUGUGGCAACAUUAUACAAGAAGGCGAACAAGACUCUUACAGACUGCUGCUGAACAAGUGCAACAGCAACCACAACAUACACCUCAACAGAACAAUGGUAUCGCACAGCCAAAAGUUCUUUAAGAUUUGAAACAAUGACAUUUGUUAAUGUGAUUUUCAUUUAGUAUAGUAGAUAAUUUAAGAGUAAACAAAAGAGUAAUUAUUAUUCUAUUACUAAAUUACUUCGUUCCUAAGGAUCAGUGGUUAAUUAUGAUCACUAGAUUCUUCUGUGAUAAUUUAUGAAUAAAACAAUUUUUAUAUUUAACAAGA